UGCUAUUAAAAGUGUCUGAUGGCCUCAGACGAAUUUUUCGCUGAUUUAGAAUUGGAAACAUUCACACGGAAUGAAUCAAGACAAGAGAAGCCCCAACUUUCUACCACACUUAGAAAGUUGAACACCUUCUGCAGAAGACAAGCUUUUUCGUCAUAUGUGACGUCAAAACGAAAUGCCAGUAUUGGGGAUUCGAUCUCACAACCAGUUUGGUACUGUUGUGAUCAAACCUUCUGGGAACCAUCUUCUGUUCAUAAGCAUGUGGCCAGAACCCACGAAAACGAAGUCCAACAGCUCACAGAGGUUACAUUUCAGCGUUUGUUGAGCCAGCUGGAGGAUAAAAAAUGCGAAAGACCGCUUCCCAGAGAUCACAAUCAAGAAGCAGUGGAAAUCUCUUCAUGGCUGCCUGAUACUAGUUACCUAACACUGGAAGAGCUUCAAAAGGGCCCUGGUAAAGUCCUCCUCUAUUACCGUUACUUUCGGGUGGACGACCCGUACAACAUCUGCGCCUGGCAAAAGGCUCUGUGUGAGAAGCUUCAUCUAACUGGCAAGGUACGGGUGUCGACGGAAGGCAUUAACGGAACAGUUGGUGGGAGCGUCUUGGCAACUGACAUCUACAUUAAGACCAUGUGCGCCCAUGCGCUUUUCAACUCAAUGGAAGAGGACGACUUUAAGUCUAGUGAUGGUGGAGCAGAGUGUUUCUCAGACCUAAGGGUGGGGGUAUACGAGGAGAUUGUUCCCAUGGGAGUCCACCCCGAUGUCAUCUCCUAUCAGCUGGCAGGAACUCAUCUGAACCCCGAGGAGUUCCACCAGGAAGUAGAAUCGCUCCUCUCUGAAGGAGAGUCUUCUCAGGACACCGUGCUCCUCGACUGUCGAAACUUCUAUGAGAGCAAAAUCGGCCAGUUCAGUCAAUGCCUGGCUCCCAACAUCCGGAAGUUCAGUUACUUCCCAGAAUACGUUGACCAGAACCUGGACCUGUUCCGGGACAAGAAGGUCCUGAUGUAUUGCACCGGGGGUAUCCGCUGUGAGAGGGCUUCCGCAUAUCUCCUCUCCAAGGAAGUGUGUAAAGAGGUUUACCAGCUAAAAGGAGGCAUCCACAAGUAUCUGGAGCGCUUCCCGGACGGCUUCUAUCGAGGAAAGCUGUUUGUCUUCGACGGAAGAUACGCUAUUUCUUCCAACGCUGACAUCCUCUCAGAGUGCAGGUACUGCGGCGCUCCAUGGGACCAGUACCAGCUGUGUGCCACCCGGUUCUGCUGCCAGCUGGUCUUGUCCUGCCCAGCAUGCAGGGGCGUGGGGCGCACGGCCUGCUGCUCCGCGUGCCAGAGCAAGGUCCCGCCAAAGGGGGAGGAGUCUUGCGCAAUAGGUCCCGCCGUGCUCAAGGAGAAGUGUGAGUGCACCGACCGACGGCCCAGAAUUCCCCAGGAUGCGCUAUGAGGAGGAGGUCGUCACCAUCAGGGCAUUGCUCACCAGCGAGCGAGCAAAAUGAUCCGAGACUGUGGGUCAUGUGGA
Gadus macrocephalus (Pacific cod) is the source of this 1506-nucleotide messenger RNA. Its product is annotated as thiosulfate sulfurtransferase/rhodanese-like domain-containing protein 2. The transcript is spliced from 9 exons. The coding region runs from base 19 to 1431 and encodes 470 amino acids. The record is from RefSeq and is a predicted model, not a curated record. NCBI's taxonomy places the organism in Eukaryota, Metazoa, Chordata, Actinopteri, Gadiformes, Gadidae.